Molecule: messenger RNA, 429 nt
Organism: Chironomus riparius
Lineage: Eukaryota; Metazoa; Arthropoda; Insecta; Diptera; Chironomidae
Source: the annotation of a GenBank genome assembly
AUGGACUGCUGCAACAUCAUUUUUAAGGAAUCUCCAUGCACAGAUGUUUGCAAAGGGUAUCAAAAUAUUCUUUUUGUGCCUCCAUCAAGCUUGUUCAUUGAACCUUGUGACAAUAAAAUUUUUGAAAGCCCAAUGUGCAAUGGGAAUUUGAUUACUGAAGGUGCUUCGAGAUGCGAGAAGCUGUUUUGCAAGGAUGGAACUAAGAUGCCUUGCAAUCAAUCCAACAACUGCAAUAAAUGCUGUUAUAUUCGACAAGAAACAGCACUUCCAUGCAAACCAUGUUAUAUUGUGAGAUGUCAAGAACAAUCAGAAUGCAGAAAACAACACAAACCAAAAAGUGGAGAGCCACAAUGUGGAUGUGUUUAUGGAUGUCCAUGCAAAGCUGCUUGUUACGACUGGAAUCCAGCUGUUCGAACAUUCACAAAUUAA